AUGCGCUCUGUCGAUCACGCCACACUUCCUGUGGGAUUCCCCAGAAUCUGGAACUUCGUCUGGAAGCAGCGGAACGGAGCGAAGAAAAUGCGCCACAAGAAUUCAAUGUUCUCACUGCCAGGUAAGUGACUCCGAGUUACAAGAGGAAGGGUCUCAAGUACCGUCUUGUAAGGGCUCUCCAUAUUACUGGCCUCUCGCUCGUUUACACCUCAUUCAUGUCUUCCUUCCGUCUUGAUGAGCGAUGUCUCCAAAGUCCGUCGUUUUGAUCUCUCUGCCCAUUCAGAUGAUCCCAACCGCCCCAGAUUUGUUCCGGCGGCCGAACCUCUUCUCCUUGUGGAUUCUGGAGAACCAUCUUCUAGAAGAUCGUCCACCUCGAGAGUGCCUGUAAUCCCUUCCAUCGAGAGUCCUGAUCUAAAGACUCCUGAAGAUGAAGAUAUACAAGAUGUGGGACUCAUAAAGUCAGUUCGCAGCUACCCUCCGGGGGUAUUCUUCAUGCUGGGCAAUGAGUUUUGCGAGCGGUUCUCUUUCUAUGGCAUGCGAGCCGUGCUGACGUUAUACUUGAUCCAUGAGUACCAAUUGGCUGACAGGUAUUUUUGAAUGCCAUUUAAUUACAACUUUGUAGCACGGCUUCUUUGCUGUAUCAUUUGUUCAUUUCUUUGGCCUACUUCUCCCCUUUGUUUGGCUCUGUGGUUGCUGACAAUUAUUUUGGCAGAUUCAAAGUAAUUCUCUGGGUAGGUUAAACACAAAAAAGAUUGUAAAACACCUUAAAUCUUUUGUAAUAUUUCAGGUGUCCGUAAUCUACGUAAUUGGUCAUAUGCUACUCUCUGCCGGCGCUUUGCCGUACUUCAGUGAUCUGACCCGAGCCCUGUUGGAUGUAGGCGGAUUGGCUUUGAUUGCCUUGGGCACUGGAGGAAUCAAGCCCUGUGUGUCUGCUUUCGCCGCUGAUCAGGUAUUCCUCUCCAAAUUAGAGUAAAGCUGCUUCCAGUUCGAAGAGAGCCAAGUCCAGGAGAGAACCCAAUUCUUCUCCUUCUUCUACUUCUCCAUCAAUGCUGGGUCUCUUGUGGCCAUCAUCGUAACCCCCCUUCUCCGUGCUCGUCUUCAAUGUUUUGGCUCCGAUUACUGUUUCCCUCUGGCAUUUGGAGUGCCUGGAGUUCUGAUGGCUAUCGCUUUCUUCACUUUCAUUGCCGGUUACAAGUAUUAUAAGAUAAAGCCCGCGGAGAAAGGGAACAUUUUAUGGAAGGUGAUCAGUUGUAUUUGGACCGCGUUGAGGAAGAAAUUGAGAGCUGUUAUGAGAAGGGAGCAGAGCGAUAAACACUGGCUACAGUAUGCUUCUCCAGAGCAUGACGAGAAUCUGAUCAAUGGAGUUAAGAGUUUGGUAGCAGUGUCACUUCUUUUUGUUCCUGUCGUCUUUUUCUGGGCAUUAUUUGAUCAGCAGGUAUCCACAGAUAGCAUGUUGUGUAGUGAACAAUUAGAUGAUUAACACGCAUUAAUAUCCUUCUCGUAUUUAGGGUAGUACAUGGGUCAUCCAAGCUCGUAGAAUGGACGGCAGGGUAGGGCCCUUUACAAUUCUGCCAGACCAGAUGAACACUUUCAAUCCACUGAUGAUCUUAUUUAUGGUUCCAAUAUUUGAAGCUUUCAUAUAUCCAUGUCUGCACAAGGUUGUCGUAAUUACCCCGCUUAGAAAGAUGGCAAUGGGAGGAGUUUUGGCUGCCCUUUCCUUUGUUAUAGCGGGAAUCUUGCAGGUAGGUCGGCGAAACAUUACUAUCAGCCACGAAUAAUGUUAUUGUAGAUAAAAGUGAACUCGAGUAUGGAAUCGAUGCCUUUGUCCGGCCAGGCAUUCGUUUAUCGCCUUGGGAAUUCAGUGGACACUUUGGUCAGUCAGAAUGGGCUCAUAUUGGCACCUGGGAAGAAUGCGUGGCCUGAGGGAAUUUAUGAUUUCCAAAUUGAGAAUCGGUCCUUCAGUCUUGAGUUACACGGCGGCAAGUCUUAUGUAGCCGGGAUCUCGAUUAUAGACGACAAGUAGGUUACAAGUUUCAACAAAGGUAAUUACUUUCAGACUGCUCGUAAAUACGUUUGAGUAUAAAUGCGAAAAAGUGGAGAACGGAAGGACCCGAAUUUACCUAUUAACAACAGAAAAUUCGAAGCUGAUAGGUCACAAAUUUUACAUCUUAGACAGUGCAAUGAAUGUAAAUCAAGAAACCGUUAUCAGACCGGGACAAUCUGUUGAUAUUGUCCCCAAUAUAGUGAGUUAUCCACAGUACACGCUAGCCUACGGAAACUGUAACGAGGCGUUGCAAUGUGACCAUGAGAUGUAAGUGAAGGAUUUGAUGCACUCUUUUCUAGAAAGAUAAACGCGACGGUUGGUUCAGCGCACGUGAUUGAUGUGGAUCAGGGAGGGUUGAGAACUAUGAUUGUCCGUCCAAACUCGGUCAGUGUUCUAUGGCAACUACCACAAUAUAUGGUGAUGACCUGGGGCGAGAUACUGUUCAGUGUGACGGGCCUCGAAUUCAGUUAUUCUCAGGCUAGUCCAAGCAUGAAAAGUGUUCUUCAGGUACGUGUCGAAUAGCUAUGAUAAAGGGAUUUAGGCGAUCUGGUUGAUGACAACGUUCUUCGGGAAUGUGAUUGACAUGUCCAUAUCCGGAAGUCAUCUUAUUCGAGAACCCGAGAUUGAGUUUUUCGUCUAUGCAUUCUUGAUGUUGGUGGUGAUCGGGGUUUUUGUCCUGAUAGCCAUGAAUUACACCUACGUGGAGGACGACUUGGAGAUGACUGACAGCCAACAAAAGCCAGCCGACACCUACUUAAAGCCUGAUGAUAACGCCGCUUUCUAA
Molecule: messenger RNA, 2828 nt
Organism: Bursaphelenchus xylophilus (pine wood nematode)
Lineage: Eukaryota; Metazoa; Nematoda; Chromadorea; Rhabditida; Aphelenchoididae
Source: the annotation of a GenBank genome assembly